Molecule: messenger RNA, 10827 nt
Organism: Cylas formicarius (sweet potato weevil)
Lineage: Eukaryota; Metazoa; Arthropoda; Insecta; Coleoptera; Brentidae
Gene: Hk
Product: voltage-gated potassium channel subunit beta-2
Exons: 10
Coding region: 4179-5528 (449 amino acids)
Biological process (GO): regulation of potassium ion transmembrane transport; potassium ion transport
Cellular component (GO): cytoplasm; voltage-gated potassium channel complex
Molecular function (GO): transmembrane transporter binding; voltage-gated potassium channel activity; potassium channel regulator activity
Source: RefSeq, a predicted model, not a curated record
UCAAGAAUCCAAAAUACACGCAAACGUUAUACGAAUUUGUUGAGGUUAUGCUAUUUUGUUAAUAUGCUAUUUAUUUAUUCAAUUCAAUUGAUGAAAACCCUGAACUGAAAUAUUCUGAGGUAUCUCGCACGUCUUGGUUUGGAAAAUUCUAUAUUAUAUUCAACGAGUCCAAGCGUUACUUCUCAAAAUUGCCGAUUAUGCCUUGAUUGACCAAGAGUGAUGUAGCUAACUUUUCCAUGACAACCAUAUUUGGGCCGAUGAAAACGCUCAUGGAGCUGUCGAAUUUAAACAUCAAGUUUUCGCUAAAUGUUUGGACUGGAAUUGUUGGAAAUUACUUAAUUGGACCCCUAUUCCUGCCAGAAAGGCUAAAUGACCAUAAUUACCGCCUAUUUUUAGAAGAUGAUUUGCCAAUGUUGCUUGAAGAACUAUCAUAUUUAAUUAGGAUCACUGCCAGCUCACUUCAAUGAUGCAAUAAGAGAUUUUUAAUUAAUAACCGAAGAGUAGGUCGCGGCGGACCUCGACCGUGGCCCCCUAGGUUCUCAGAUUUAAAUAGUUUGGACUUUUUCUUAUGGGAGCGUCUUAAAUGUCUGGAAACACCGGAGGAUUACUUCUGAGAGUGAGUUUUUUUUAAAGCGAGAACAGUAUAUCGGAUUGAAAAAAAUCAAGAAAUUAUUUUUGUUUUAAGCGAAAUCAAUAGACAGGUGAAAUUCCGUACGCCCGUCACUGGUGUAUUUUUGAAAACUUGCGAUACUCUAAAUAAUGCCUCUUGAUACGUAGUACAUAUGUGGCGAAUUUCAUUAAAAUAUCUUUACUGGUAUUACAAAUAUUAAAAGAACAUAUAAAGGCCAAAAAAAAUAAUAAAAAGCUUAAGACCCCCUUGCCCCACCCUCCCAUAUAUCUAAAAUUUUAAAAUCAAGCGAUGAAUAAUUAUUUUGAACUAUUUACAUUUUUAUUUAAAAAACCAAAAGAAAAUAUGCCUAUUUGAAGCGACAAUUUCGUUUUUUCCGUGGUAAUAGGUAAAUUGUCCGCCCCCACCCCCGUGUCCCUUUGGCCCGUGAUUUCGCAACGUCCCGUCUACACACUAACUCUCCCCUCCACCCCGGGAUCAAUCGGCCUCGCGACGCCGGCGUCCCGACGUCAGCAGCUCGGGCGGGAUCGGGCGGCUCCGCUGCCGCCGCCGCUGCUGCAAUGACGACGUCGACGUCGUCGUCGUCGUCGUCGUCUCGACGCGUCGGUCCGAUCGAAGAGCCCCCGAAAUUUGUUGAUUCUUUUCGUCGUUUAUAUGAGAAGAAACCGCGAGCCGCCGCCGCAUACCAAGGUUGUGAAUAAAUAAAUAAAUAAUAAAAAAAAACGACCAGCGUGGUGUAAAAACAGUAUAACAUAAUAAAUAGUAUAUAAUUGACAGUGCGCGGGUUUUUACAGUUCAUUUCGGGAGUUUUUAAAAUCGAGUAAGGGCACAGAAAACCCCCCUCGGAACCAAACGACCACCACCCCCCACCCCCAAAAACAAAAACGUAUUUUGCUUAGGGAAUUGUGAGGUUAUAGCGUAACAGUUGAACCGUUGCCAAAAACGGCGGCCGAAAGUCGACGUCGACGUAGAGACCCCCCAAACUCCCCCCAACCCCCCGAUACUGCGACCGAAAUGCGGCAACCGCAUCCGUUACGUCACUUAAUUUUUGUUCCCUCGGACGUUUUGGAACGCGCGAAAUUUAAAAAUGCCGACGCCGACGAUGUCAGAUUUCUUAAUUCUACGUCACACUUGGUGAUUUUGGUAUUUUAAACGCGGUGCCGUAUUUAUUUUUCCGCAACGAAUUGUGAAAGCGUAUGCCCGAAAGGUGUUGCCGGAGUUGUAAACUUCGUCACAAAAUCUGACAACGUUGCCGUUGGUGUUUUUGAAUUCCACAGGUACAUGAAAAAAAAUUUUUUGCGAAGUGUUUGAGCCCGAGUAUAUAUUUCAUUUAUAGCAUUUUUAUAUGUACAGGGUGUUGCGUUGUACCAGGACGGUAAUCAACUUAAAUGGAAUAUUACGAAUAUUUUUUAUAAUUCCAAUUGUUCCCUUAAUUUUGAGUCUUUUUUGUCAUUACAUAAAAUUACGAAAUUUUUAACGCCCUGUAUUUGACACUUUUAUUGGGUUUGGGAUUUAAUUCUGUAUCAUUUCAUAUAAUUUUAUUACAAAAAUUGUUAGUUUAGAAGUUUUCUGCAACAACUCGUGUAUUUUACUUCAAAUCUCCGCUAAGCGCUUUCCGAAAACAUAUACAGGGUGAUUUAUAAAUGAAUGUCAAUAAUUAGGAGUCCAUUUUAAAAAGAAAUGAAAUUUAGCACACGUGUACUAUAUUUCAAAAGGCAUUAUUUAGUGUACCAAAUAAACCAGUAGGCUCGAAAGGAAUUUCACCUGUCUAUUUUGAUGAUUUCCCUUAAAAUAAAAUUUAUUCUUACAAUCUGCAAUCAUUUCCAAAGAAAUUUAAUUUCUUGAUUUUUUUCAAUCCCAUGUACGGCUGUCGCUUAAAAAAUAAAAGCCUCUUCUCUGCAAGGUGCUGACAAUAUCGUUAAUAUGACAACAUGCAGAGAAGUUAGUUUUUAUUUUUAAAUGAACGAACUAAACAAAAAACCAGAAAUCAAAUAAAUUGAUGCAAAUGCCAUUAUCCUUAAUAUCUACCUAAAAAAAUAUAUAUCUAGUUCUUAAUUACCAAAUAAUGUCCUUCAGAAAAAAAAAAUAGGAGUUUUUUUUACUUUUACAGGUUUCACGAUUCUGAUUAAAAAAAACACACACUCACACAAAAACAAAAUUAAUUGUUAAUAAAUUAAUAAUAACCUUUUGGAAAAAACGUAGAACAUACAAACCAGAUAAGUUGAAGUUGAAAAAUACCUCCAGUGUUUAUUAUUAAACCGCAGAACGCUCUUAUGCGAUAUUUCAGCUCCUCUACAGUGUUAACUGUAGACUUUUAAGAUACCCCCAUAAGAAAGAGUCCAAACUAUUUAAAUCUGGGGGUCUAGAAGGGCAUGGUUUUUAGCAAUAUUAGCAAAUCCUGUUUUUUAAAAAUCGCCGAUAAUUAUGGCCAAUGAAAUGAUGAAAUAAAAUAAUUUCCAAAGUUUCAAACAUUUACCGUGAACUCUUCUCGGCUUAAAUAUGAUUAUUGUGGAAAUUUUUGACUGCACUUCUCGAAAAGUUAGCUUCCUCUGUGAACACUAUUUCUUGGUUAAACAAGAGAAAAUGCUCAAUUGACUUGAAACAACUAUCAAAAAACCGCUUUGAUAAUGAUAAGAAAUAAUUACGAUUUUUUUUUAAACCUGUGCUUAUUUAAAAAUUGCUGAACCGUAGAUUUUGGAAGGCCAAGACAUCCUCACUUUUUCUACAAGAAUUUGUUAUUAUUAUUAUUAGAAACAAUAAAUUAAAACAAAAGUUGCACUUUAACAACCAAAAUUCAAAACAAAACAAAACAAAAAACAUAUAAGUUUUCCACCGGGAUUCUAAAAGCUUAUUGCCCGGAUUUUCAGUUUUUUUUUUUAAAAUUGCAAUUUUCCAUGGCUCAAUUUAUUAAAAAAUAUUGCGCGUACAAAAAUAAAACAAAUAUUCUUUUUCAAACAACCUGCGCUUUUAAUUAUCGUGCGACAUUUUUAUUGAUCGACGAUUUUUUUUCUCGUAUUUUUUAAAAAGUUCACCAUAUUAACCUUGCAUUAAAUUUGACAACUUUUGCAGGUGUCAAAUUUGAAGAUUUUCUUUUGAAAACGACUUUUCUCAAUCAAACUUUUCCAUAUUUUUGGAAAAUAGCAUAAACUAAGAUUUUUUCUAAAAUUUUGAACGCUUAAAAUCCUGAUCAAAAUAUCCCCUAUAAUCGCUCAUUUUUGCACAUUAUUGUCACACACUGCCAAUUUCCCGGAAAAAAACUAACCGUAACGUCCCAUACGAAAGUUCCGUCGUUCUCAUUGACUUUCGUUCGUGGGGUUACGAAAUACAAACAUGGCGGCCACACCACGAGCAAAAUACUUUUUUGACAGUAGUGGUCAAAUAUAACCGAUAUAUAUAUCCAUAAUUUAGAUAUUACCCGAUACGUCUGCCUUAGAAAUCUAAUAAAAAAUCGAAAAAGUAGUGCCUAUAUAUACAAAAGCGAAAUUUUCCCUCAAAAUCGUCAGUACCCCUUCCCCGAUCCGCCCCUUUAGAUGCUGCUCCGCUUUCGAUCAUGUCUCAAUUAGCGUUGUGUAAUUAUUCGGCCAACGAUAACAAUAACAACAGUGAUAAUGUUAACGAGGAGUCCAAUCAGCCGCCUACGAUCUAUAGAUGCAGAGCGCCGAUCGCUAGCCUAGACUGCAUGGAAGAGUUCAGCGCCGGCAGCGCCCUCAGUGCCUUGGCGGAGAAAUCGGGAGACGGCGCGUUCACCAAGGAGCAGCUGCUGCUCGGUGGGAUCACGCAUUCCGCCCCCGUCGUCGCCGCCCCAACGCAAAUCGCCCGUCAAACCAACGUCACGCCCGGCCUGAGAUACCGCAACCUCGGUAAAAGCGGCCUCCGGGUCUCCAACAUCGGUUUAGGCACUUGGCCGACGUUCAGUCCGAGCAUCACCGAAGAACAAGCGGAACAAGUGAUCGUGCUCGCCGUGGAGAGCGGCAUCAACGUGUUCGAUUUGUCGGAGGCCCAUUCAGGCACCAGGGCCGAGGUAGAGCUGGGCAGGAUACUGGCGCGCAGAGGCUGGAAGAGGACCAGCUUCAUUGUCACCACCAAGAUUUAUUGGAGUACCAGAUCGGAAGAACGCGGACUCUCUCGGAAACACAUCAUCGAAAGCGUCAAGGCCAGCCUUCUCCGCCUUCAGCUCUCCUACAUAGACGUCGUCAUAGUACACAAGGCGGAUCCAAUGUGUCCGAUGGAAGAGGUGGUGCGAGCGAUGAACUACGUCAUAACGCAAGGGUGGGCGAUGUACUGGGGCACCGCGCGUUGGUCGCCGGUCGAAAUAAUGGAGGCCUACACCAACUGUCGCCAGUUCAACUGCAUCACGCCGAUCGUCGAGCAAUCGGAAUACCAUCUGUUUUGUCGGGAGAAGGCGGAACUUUACAUGCCCGAACUGUACAACAAAAUUGGCGUCGGUUUGAUGGCCUGGUCCCCGAUAUCGAUGGGCCUCUCCCAAGGGAAAGAGGACUGCGUGGCCUUGUUCUCGCGCGCCAGCUUCCGCAAUAAGUACAGCUCGUUCUCGUGGACCGAGGACGAGACCGCCGCCGCCAACAAAGACGGCUGUGGUUGGAUGAAGGAACGUAUCCAGGCGGACGACGGACGUCGUCAUUCGGAACGCGUACGCGAACUGAACGCCCUGGCCGAGCGUCUCGGUUGUUCGCUAACCCAGCUGACGGUCGCCUGGUGCCUGAAGAACGAGUCGGUGCAGUGCCUGCUGCUAGGCGCCAGCACAGUCGACCAAUUGUACGAGAACAUCCAGUCGUUGCAGCUCGUCCCGAAGCUGAACACAAACGCGGUGGCGGACAUCGAGAGGAUACUGGAGAACAAACCGUCCAGGCCGCCGAUGGUGUCCACCCUGGCGCUUAGAUGACAAUCAAUGUGCCCCCCUGGGUCCAUCAGCGGCCAGGGCGGCACCAACAACGCGGACAGCCCCAAGGGCGACGACCUCAGCACCACCGACACCGACACCAACAAGGACGGCCAGAAGAUGCCGUUCUGCGAGAUCCAGUGACAAAAGGUUAACGAGUUUGUCAAAACUCGUAAAAGCAAAACCCCUGACGAGAAACCGUUCAAAGAGAAGGUGCGCUGGUCGUACAGCCCCGACGAAGGGCCCAAGUGCACCACAGAGACGUUCGUCUGCAAACGCAAGGACAAAAAAACGGUCAGCCCGGUGAAGGUAUGAAGGCCGGCGUUCAGGAGGCUCGACCAAGAAGAGGUUCUCAUUUAAAAUUUUUAAAAAAUCGCUGUGAAUUUUGAAUCAAACCGAACCCAUUCAACUCCGGUGACGGAGGAGGAUGAUGGGAUGGGAGGGGGGAGUAGUUUUUCUGCUUCUUCUUUUCUCAGUGGACCAUACAUUAUUUCAUAAUAUACAGGGUCUUCCAUUAAAAAAAAAUGCACUUUUCAUAAUUUUUGUAUAAUGUAGAACUCAUUUGGAUAUUGAGAAAUUCUGUUCGAUACCUUCCCAAACUACGUCCGAAAUUUAACCCUCUACCGGCUUCACGGUAAUUUAAGUGAAGAAAAUAAUCAUUUCCUCGAAGUAACGGCAACAUCGCGAGCUUAAAAAUAUUUCAGAACGAUAGAGGUGUGGAAAUAAUCGAAUUAUCAAAUCCAUAAGGGAAUAAAUGUGCUCAAAAAAAAUAUAAACCAAAAUGAAAUUGGUAAAAAAGGCAGUGGCGCACAUUUUGCACUUCAUAAUCUAAUUGUGUGUGAUUGGUGGACUUUUCUGGUACGAUUAUGUUUUUUAAAGUAGUUUUCCCAGGAUCUGUUGCGUCAGUGAGAGGGUAGGGUACGCUUAACAUUUUAAAUUGCUCAAUGAAGUGAAAACUAAAAUUUGGCCACUAAAAUUAUGUCUAUUUUUAAAAUUAUUUCCGUUUUUUUCAACACAAAUCUACAUCUACGUUGCUAUAUAAAAUAAGAAAGUUGCGUUCAUUUAUGAGGAACUGGAGAAGUGUGGGAGAAAUCCGAUUACGCCACUGCAUUUGCUUUUAAAAAAAAAACCAAAAGGGCCGAAGAUGGAAAAAAGCCCUUGACAUGUCUAGUGCUGUACAUCGUGGGCCGUUUUAUUUUUUUUAUCCACUAUACGAUCUGGAAAGCCAUGUACAAAAGUUCCUUGAACUCUCCUGACAGGGUGUCCCAAAAGUAUCUUUCCGACACAAACAUUUUUGAAAUCUUUGGUUAAAAUAAUAAUGCCAGAAGUAAACAACUUGUCCCUGAAAACUUGCGGGAGAACAUUAUAUGUCAGCAAGAUAGCGCGCCCUAUCAUUGUGGUCAUCAAGUGAUAAUUUUUUAAGAGUAAAAAAAGGAAAAUAUAAUUGCUAAAAAUAGUGAUAUUGCGUGGCCACAGCGAAGUCCCGAUUUUACGCCCAUGGACUUUUUUUUAUUGGGCACUUUAAAGGAUCGUGUGUAUAAAUCGCGAAAUAGCUAUACAGUUGAUUAAAGGAAAAAAUAGACAAGAGAUUCUUGCCAUACAUAAUAGUGGUGCGGUUAGAAAUGCGGUCUCCAGCAUUGUGGGCAAUCUAUUGAAAAUAUAUUACAGAAUCACCAUAUUUAAUUAUUUUUUUUAGUUAUUUGUUUCUGUUUUUUUUAUAGAUUUAUUUAUUUAGUUAGCCCAUAAACUUUAAUUAUUUAUUUUUCUUUAAAUAUCAAUUCUGAUGUUUUAUUAAAUAUGUUAAUGUUAAAUUGUCACGUAUUAAUGAACACCCUGUAUUGUUAGCAAUUGGUUUUUUAUUAUAUCUUUAAAAGAAAUAGUAUCAUGUCUUUGCCAUUUAAAGAAUACCUAAUAUUGGCAACAAGUUUCGUUGCAAUUUUAUAUUUUUAUGGAACAAUCAAAUUUUAAAAAAAAAACACAUAACCUCAAUUUCUGCCUAAACUAUGGAACAUUUGAAUAGGAAUUUCUUAUAAAAGUGGCCUUUAUCUUAACCAAGGAUUCGAAAAUGUCGAAAUAUACAGAGUGUUCCAUUUAAAAUAACAAAGUUGAUGUCGGGGGGGACACUUUCGGGACACCCUGUAUCAACGAAAUUAUAAUAUUCUAAAUCUUCAUUAAAGUCCAAGAAACCUUUUUUCGUAUCUCCUGUGGGUUUCCGGAUCGUAUAGUGGAUCGUUUUAUCCAAAUUUAUUAUCUUUUUUUUCCUUGGUUUUUUUUGUCUUUCUGGUUGAAAAAGAAGCCAAUAUUCGUUCCCUACUACCUAAAGGGAGGCUGUUAAAUUACUAUCAAUAAUACGCCCCCCCCCCCGUCCUUUAGUUAAAUCGCAACAAUGUCGUAGAUAGAUAACAUUAACGCCGUAGAUCAAGAACGACGUAGCUAUAGAGGGCGUUGUUGAACAAGCUAUUUCGCUGUUGGUACAAUAAAUAUUGAUUGUGAUUUUGUACGAUAGGGGCGCCGUCGUACUACGAUGAUAUAUAUAUUAUGUACAUAACCUUAGGAUACGUUUUAAGCGGAACUUUGAGCCGGACUCGCGAACGCGGUCCAACCGAAAACUGAUAAAUUUAAAUAAAAAACAAAAGUGUGCGUCGGGAAGAUUGAGCUCAAGAAAAUCUCGAUUUCAUCGAAAAUCGCGAAUAAUUGAUACUCGGGCAAUUGAGAAGGUGCAAAAAAUAUCACCUCAAUUUAAAAUCGAUGAGAUAAAAAUUAAAGUUCCCGCACAGUUAGAUCGCUUAUUGUUUAUUUCAAAUCGAACACCCUGUAGAUUAUUAAAAAUUCACAUUCCAUGUGAAAUUUUAAACAUAUUUUACAAAAAAAAAUGUGCUUCCAGCUUGAAAACGUAUAUUUUUGCCAUUUUAGGCCAAUUAGGCUGCUUGAUUGUAUCGUAUUUAUUCGGCUGAACAUUUUCCCUUCACGUACCUGACUAGGAAAAAUUGCAAGGUUCUCUUGUCCGUGACAAAUAAAUAAUAAUAUAGUGAAAGGAAAAAAAAACUAAUUACUUUGAAUAUGGUGGGGAAUAGACCCUAAAUCAGUUUAAUAGAGAAAUAAAUCCUGGACUUGAUAACGCUUAAAGUUACAGGGUGUUCAACCUGCAAAAAACGAAUUUCAAAAAUGUGAAUGUUUACGGAUUAAUUUUCGACAAUAACACAAAAAUUAAGCCUAUUUUUAACAUUUUGCCAAAUAUGAGGAACAAAUUUUCAGUAGGAAGCGUUUUUUUUUUCAACGUCAAAUAUCCGGGGCAUUCAACUGGAAAUGACGUCGAAAAUAUUUCUUUAUAAUGCUUAUCUUAAUUAAUUGCGUUUCCAACUUAAAUCUCAAUUUUUAUGCGCGGGCUGCUUGAAAAACCGUGAUCGUACGAGGGUCGAAUUUAAACACCAAUCAAUUUACUUCGGUUUUCGCUGACGCGAAACCGGCUCUCCAAAGCGCCACCGCCGUCGAACUAGUUAGUUAAAAAAAAUUCGCCGCGACGCCACUGUUGUGGAAGAGGGCGCAACGAUCCGCCGAACAUAACAUGCAACGUAACCUACGUACACGGUGUGUCGAAACAAAUGUAAAACACUUAAGGGGUGAGGGGGGUAAUUCCUUGAUAGAAUACGUUGGAUUAAAAGUCACCCAUAUGGCGGCAAGAUGUUUUUUUUUGUCUUCAUACACGGGCGAUUGCUUAUCAUAGACCUCUAAAUCACAGCUUGUUUACCCCAACACGGAUAACCGCUAGGCUACUACCUUUAAAAACAUGUGUUCCCCUGAAGAUGAAGUCCAGCAUUCUCUUUUUGCGUAUUUAACGAGUCUGCUGUAUUGAAUUCUCUUGUUUCUCACAGCUCACAGAGCCACGAUAAGCCGGCCGAUUGAUGAUUACGAGUUGUUAAAUAUUAUUGAACAACUUGCAUACUGAUGAAAUCCAGUUACCUCCACACCAUGUAGAGACGUUUCAAGCUUCUUUACCAACACAUUUCGAACCGGGUCGUUCGGUACGUUGUCGGUUAUGAUCGACGGACGCCGCCAUGAUCGUUUCCUUUCUAGCCGAUAAAGUCUUCUCUAUAUUAGUUUUAUAGCGAAAUUGCUCGAAGGGACUCGGAGAAACGCGUUUCACAUUUUAAAAAUUCGAAUUAAAUGUAAGCAAAACGCGCGCCGCUUCGAUGACCAAUGAUCGCGUUCCGUUUCUGAUAACGCGAAUAAAAAGAAUCGGUGCCGCCCGGAUCGUCUGCCAGCGCAGGAAACAAACUGUCAAAUGUCUCGCGCUAUUUGGACGUUAUGUUUCAUCCUUUUUUUAAAAGAAAUUCUGACGAAAUAGAGCUAGAGAGAGAGAGAACUAACGGUCGUAGAAAAAGUAUAAUAUGCAACACGUUCGGUAGACUUUUUAAGUCACUCGUUAGUCAAAUGGUGUCUACCGCACUUGUUGCAUAAUAUUUUUGCAUUACAUUCGUAAAGUUUGUAUCCAUUGUCAUUGAUCGAUUCGUGAAGAAAUUGUCUACGUAAAUGACAGAGCUUUUCCUGUAGGAUGACUCGGCGGCAUCGGAUCACCAUCCGAUCAAAAAUUAAUAAAUAAAAACGUCUUUCCUUGCAAUAUCGUUAAUUACACCUUAUAAAUAAAUACGUUAUCCUGUUUACGCCUAACUUGUAUACAUUUUACUACGUAGGACGUUUACUACUAAGCUUCAGUGUACCGAUUAUUGAAAUUGCCUUACUAUACUUACAAAUAUAUAUUAUAUAGCGAGAACAAAAGAAUAGUAACCAAAACAUCGGUACAAUUAUAAAUUUUUCUAAAAUUUUAGCUUGAUAAGUAGGUCCCAAAUCAAUUUCUAACCUAACUCUUGAAGUUUACGUACGACGUUUUUCUUUACCCCGAGACUGUCGAGUUCCUAACUUCAAAAUCCGGAAGCAGUUCUGACGCGACGGUCAUUGUUCCAGUUUCGGAAAUUUAAAAUUAGUUUACGCGCACAGUUAUAGGUUAUGUUCGUGGCGUCCACGAUAUUGUUUGACAUAUCACUCAAAAAAAAAACAAAUAAAAAACGUAGCAAUAAUUUAUUUAACGUUGUUACUUUCGUUUUAGACGACGAAAGAUUUGUUGAUAUUGAUAUUUUCCCGGUUGUUAACACUUGACUAUAUAUUCUAUCGUUCGCUUCGAAAACGAAUAGGGAACUGACGAUGCGAGGGUUAUUUUUACGUUUCCUAUCGAUUUUCUAUUUUGUAGGUUACUACUUCUAAUAACAUGUCGCGACUUUGUAAAAAUAAAACAUUUUUCAUUCUC